Carassius gibelio (silver crucian carp) is the source of this 1415-nucleotide messenger RNA. It is a transcript of the gene cnrip1b, whose product is annotated as cannabinoid receptor interacting protein 1b. Gene Ontology annotation, molecular function: type 1 cannabinoid receptor binding. NCBI's taxonomy places the organism in Eukaryota, Metazoa, Chordata, Actinopteri, Cypriniformes, Cyprinidae. The transcript is spliced from 3 exons. The record is from RefSeq and is a predicted model, not a curated record. Gene Ontology annotation, biological process: negative regulation of signaling receptor activity. Gene Ontology annotation, cellular component: plasma membrane. The coding region runs from base 389 to 877 and encodes 162 amino acids.
AGGGUAGCCUACCAUAAUAUUUUGACACCUGUUCAGUGGCUGUUCACACCUGAUAUCCUUGAGCAACAGAAGCUUGCUGUACUGCAAGGCACUUAGUUUGACAGAAGCAUAUUUGAAUGAUCAAUUAUCUAAAAACCUGAAUGCUGCAUGGUGUUAAUCUGAAGUGUGCUCCACCGGCUCUCUCGUGAUCUCAUUAGAUCGCACACACACGCGCUUGUUCGGAUUACUCUUCGUGUGCGGAUUAUGGACAGGAACAGCAGACAUGACUUUGGACGUGCCUUCUGCGAUGUGGCUUUUUUCCGCGUUACGGCGUAACGAUUUAGUUCAGCCUGAAAUAUCUUGACCUGUUUUCUUGCACCUGACUGCCUUCUCCGCAUCAUCUGGCAUCAUGGCUGACAUACCCCAACUGAUUAAAGUCGGCGUCUCGCUGAAAACCACUCCGAAUAACGGACCAGUCUACUUCAAAUCGGACGGGACGAGAUUCGGUCAGACCCGAACCAUCAAACUACUGACGGGAACUAAAUAUAAGAUCGACGUGAUCGUUAAACCGGGAGCGGUGGAGGCGACAUCCAUGACUAUCGGCGGAGUGUCUUUUCCGCUGGAGCAGCAGUCUAAAGACCCUCAGUCCGUAGUGUACACUGGGAUGUAUGACACUGAGGGGGUAACACACACCAAAAGCGGCGAGAGGCAACCUGUUCAGGUCAACAUACAGUUCACUCAGGCAGGGCUUUUCGAGACCGUCUGGCAGGUCAAGUUCUACAACUACAACAAGAGAGACCACUGUCAAUGGGGGAACAGCUUCAACAGCAUCGAGUACGAGUGUAAACCCAACGACACACGCACCCUCAUGUGGAUCAAUAAAGAACUGUUUCUGUAAAAGAGUCUGUGGUUAAACGAGAGGGAAGACGAUCUUAAUCUGAGCUAAACGACACACCGUCGUUCUCACUGAAAUAUGAAUAGAGAUGUAGUAGCCUUUCCUGUUAGUGAUGAUUUGUGAUGGAGUGUGAGUUCUGUUGGAUUUGUCUUGGUGCUGCUGGAAAAUCAAAGCAAUGUGUCUGAUGCAAAAUAGGAGCACUUUACCCUGUUUUUUGUAGUGUUGUCUCUUUUGCAGUUUUCCCUCCAGUUGUCUACCUCAGAAGGACCCAGUGAUAUAUUUACAGUUUACAGAUUUUAUAUAGAUUACAUGUUAGAAUUGUUAGCAUGCCACCGUUUGUUAAUCCAAGUAAAUGUAGCAUUUUUGCAGUAAAAUUGAGCCAAUUAAUACAUUUAUAGUGUCUUUUUAUGAGUGUUUUGUAAUGGUGCAUUGUGAUUAAUGUGCAAUAAUUGUAAGUUGGUUGUAUUUUUCCAUAUUUUUUCAUUUUUUCAAAAUGGUAGCCUAAUGUUCCUUAAAAGAAGAAUAAAAUGUACCAAAAAUG